Molecule: messenger RNA, 645 nt
Organism: Microthlaspi erraticum
Lineage: Eukaryota; Viridiplantae; Streptophyta; Magnoliopsida; Brassicales; Brassicaceae
Source: the annotation of a GenBank genome assembly
AUGAUUCUCCAGAGAGUAAACCCUUGUGUUGAGAUUCUCGAUCUUGGAGUUAUUUCAGCUAGCUUCUUGCUUGUGUCCACUACCCAUCAGCUUGCCCUUGAAGCAAGUUGCUUUAGCAUUGCCUUGAGCUCAUUCUCUUGUGUAGGUGCAGGCUGGGGUGGUUGGUGGGGAAAGCCUGGUGGUAUUCAUUUGUUGUCCAGGGAAAGUCCCUUGGGUCCUUGACGGCUCUAUCGAGAAUCGCGCCCAACCGCGCAGUCCGGCUGGCCGAGGAACGAAUGUUCCGCGCUCGGCCAAAUAAUCCGUCCGUCUGAAGUCUCGGCCAAAGUCAAAACCACCGGCCGAUCACGCAUCACGACCCGGGAAACAAUGUCCCGCGGUCGGCCAGCCACAACCACUCACGCCAGCCGCGCACGACCAGCGCGCGAGCCGGGAAGCAAGCCUCGCGGCCGCGCAACCUCUCGCGUACCACGGCCGAUGCGCCGUCCGAGCCGGGAAACUACGUCCCGCGUCCGGCCGAGAAUCAUCGGCCAAUCCUUCACCAUCCGACCCAGCGGCCGACCGUUCCGAUCCGACCACGACCCGAUUGUCCGGCCGAUCGUCCCGACCGACCGUCCAACGCCGCGGUCGACCCGAAGCCCGUUUUGA